AAGCGUUCGCAUGUCAGAGAGGCUCGUCGUAGUUUGUUGACUAAUCCGAGAGGGUGCGGCGGUGAGGGGGUAGGGCCGAGGAACGACCGAGGAGGAAGAAGGAAAAAGGAGGAAGAUUUCGGGGUUGGAGAAGGGGAGCCGAGGAGCCGAGGUUUAAGACUGGGGACGUGUGCAAAUCAACACUUUUGCAGGUUUAGAUUUAGGCAUCGGCGAAGCUGGGGACCCGCCGGUGCCAAAAACAGCGCGGGACGCAAAUUUCGGGGAAUGGAACAAAGAACCUCGCUCUCUGACGUGAUGAGAGGUGAGCUAGAAUGGCGGACGAUGGGGACUGUGUAGGAGCGCUGCUGCUGCUGCCGCGGCGUGAGGUGCAUUGAUGCCGAACUACAACGCACUGCGCAAGUCUCUCUCCCACCGGGUGUCCUCCCCUCGGGCCACCACUGUGUGGUCCAUUACUGCCACAAUUAAUUGCUCCCGCGAGCAUUGUUGAACGCUUUUCUCUGUUCUUGCUGCGCUCUGUUGAGGAGGACUCUCUCUCUCUCUCUCUCUCUCUCGGUGUCUCUCGCGGUCUUGUCGUGCGCUUCGGUCUCUCCUGCGGGAGGAGUGCAAGGUUGUUGCUGGUCUGGCAGGCAGGCGAGGCGUUUGCAAGGAGCAGCAUUGCUGUUGUGCGAGUGUAGAGGACUGAGGGCUGGGAGGAGCAUCGAGGCAAUUCCUGAGGAACAAGUGGAGGAGGACAGUGGGUAUGUCUGCUUCUCCAUGGGGAAGAAGCAGAAGAACUGACCGCGUUGCCGAGGAUUGAAGCAUUGGCGGCAGGAGCGGUAACAGCGACCUAGCUGUGGGUGGAGAGAGCUGCAGAAGAUGGAGCUUCUGAGUGUGAGGAGUAGCCUCGUUCGGCUGAGUGUGCAGCUGCUGUUAUUUCUCUCCGUCCACACAAUACUCAUUACCGCCCAGACGCCUGGUGGCGUUGUUAUUCGAAUCGAUUGCGGCGGGUUUACCGAUUUUACGAAUCAGUUCAACGAAUCAUGGAUUGCGGACGCAUAUUACACAGGAGGAUCAGUUUCUUCUGUUUCUGACCCAGGAAAUUUUGUUCAAGAGCAAGAGCGGACCAUCCGAUACUUUCCUAUUUCUCUAGGAAAGAAACAUUGCUAUGUCGUGCCGGUGCCUACGGGAAGAUACUUCAUCCGGAUGUUCUUUGUUUAUGAUAACUAUGAUCACAAGUCGACGACACCAAGUUUUGAUGUUUCGGUGGAAGGGACAGUAGUUUUCAGCUGGAGGUCCCCGUGGGCAGAUGAUAUUGCUAUGCGAGGUGCCUAUUCGGAUCUUCACGCCUUCGUUGAGGAUGGAUUUGCUACUGUGUGCCUCUACAGCUGGGCGACAGAUUCGCCGUUGCUUGGAGCCUUGGAGAUCCUGCAGGUGGAUAAUUUGUCUUACGAUGCCGUUUCUACGGGGCAGGAGGUCAUUCUGGUGAAUUAUGGUCGUAUUACAGCAGGAAAUAGUUCAUUUGGUGCAGGAUUGAGCAAUGAUACGGAGUUAGGUGGUCGAGCGUGGGAAAUCGAUACUUCCUUCAGCACGACUCCCAAACUUCUCAUCACCACGACUGAGCCUAUUCGGAAUACCAAUGUCGCUCCGAAUUAUUUUCCAGAGAGACUUUUUCAGAGCGCGCGCGUUGCACCAACCAAUCUUUCUAUGAGUUACAACUUCACAGUAGACUCUAGCUUGGAUUACAUGCUUUGGUUUCAUUUCGCUGAAUUUGAGCCAAGUAUAAGUGGCCCAGGUCAAAGAGUAUUCAACAUUACUGUGAAUGAGGAUGUCAUAUUUACCGAAGUUGAUGUCUUCAAGUUGGCUGGAAACUAUGCGGCGCUCUCGCUGAACUACACCUACAGCAAUUUGACGGACACGAACUUGGUUGUCACAUUUGAGCCUGUGAUUGGCGAGCCGCUUAUCUGUGGCAUGGAGGUUCUGGCAAUUCUUGAGGUUGAAAUUGGAACGGACAGCAGAGAAGCUGCUGCUAUGCAACAGUUGAAGACAUCUUUACAGGUCCCUGAUCGAAUGGGUUGGAAUGGAGACCCAUGUUCCCCUUCGAGUUGGGACGCUUGGGAAGGUGUCAGUUGUACCUUGGACAACGAAGUCAAUGCCCUAGUUAUCAUGCGAUUGGAUCUUUCCAAUCAGGGUCUGAAGGGGUACAUAAGCGACCAAAUCACGCAGCUUAAGUAUCUGACUUUUAUGAAUUUUAGCAACAAUGACAUUAGCGGUAGUAUUCCAUCAGGUCUUGGAGGUGGUGCCCUCGAGAGCGUGGAUUUGUCCACUAAUUCUUUGACGGGCAUAAUACCCGACAGCUUGGGUGCAUCUCAGCUUACUCGCGUACUUUUGAACCAAAAUCUCUUGACUGGGCUCGUUCCGGAGGCCCUUUAUUCUAUAGGUGUGCGCGGUGGGUUUAUCAACUUGUCACAAAAUCAAGGACUGUGCGGAGUGCCAUCACUACCAACGUGCCCCCAUUUUUGGGAGGACUCCGGAUUGUCGGCUGGAGCAAAAGCUGGUAUUGUGCUGGCAAGUUUGGUCGGAGCAGCGGUUUUCUUGUUCUUGGUAUGUUUCUGUAUCAGAAAGAGGAAUUCUGAAGACGACUACAACUUCGGUCUUCCUCACCAGCUCGCAAUGAGGCAUAAGCGGUACAUGUUGUACCGAGCGACGUUGCAGUCCAACAACGAAGAUAGUCAUAUGAUGAGGGUUUCUCCUGGUAAAUACGGAUUCUCAUCUACCAUGAAUGCUCUUUAAAUAUUGAUGCAGAAUGGAACUGCAACUGGUCGUGCUUUAAUUUCAUACUGGGACUAGAGUUGAAGGCAGUUACUGUCUUGCUAGGUUCCCCACAACUUCACAACGGGAGACUGUAGGAGUAAGCUUGAAAAGAAGUUACGUUGUCCCGACAACUCAAUUAUAUCAAGUUUUGAUCAACAUAAGAUCAUGAUUUUGUCGACGUCUUAGAAACUGGUACCCUUCCCCAGGUUGUACGUAUAUUAGGUGUAAGAGUAGUUAGAAAAAGGUGUAGAUCUUGUCGUCGAACAGAUCCGACUGGUGAUUGUAACCAUGGACAGUCAAAGCAAAUCAAUGAAUAGCUGAAGUUUCAUUUUAGUCCAAGUGUGUGCUUUGGGACCCAUCUCUUGAGGCGUUAAACCACUAGAAGUUUCUCAAUGUCUACGGUGACGAGUGUGUCUUGCUGCAAGGUACUGGCAGUCAUACACUUACUGCGGUGAAC
Marchantia polymorpha subsp. ruderalis is the source of this 3247-nucleotide messenger RNA. Lineage: Eukaryota; Viridiplantae; Streptophyta; Marchantiopsida; Marchantiales; Marchantiaceae. The record is from the annotation of a GenBank genome assembly.